AUGCCUUCCCUUGAGAACCCCACCUUCCAGAGUGAGGCUCGGUUGCUCCUCGUCUCCAAUCGGCUUCCAAUCACCAUCAAGCGAUCGGAUGAUGGUCGCUAUGACUUCUCCAUGUCCUCCGGUGGCCUGGUCAGCGGAUUGAGUGGCCUGUCCAAGUCCACGACCUUCCAAUGGUACGGCUGGCCCGGUUUGGAGGUCCCGGAGGAGGAGAUUCCCGUUGUGAAGCAACGCCUGAAGCAGGAGUAUAACGCUGUGCCAGUGUUCAUUGAUGACGAGCUGGCAGAUCGUCACUACAAUGGCUUCUCUAACUCUAUUCUCUGGCCCCUCUUCCAUUACCAUCCCGGUGAGAUUACCUUUGACGAGUCCGCCUGGGAGGCAUACAAGGAGGCCAACCGUCUCUUCGCCAAAGCGGUUGCGAAGGAAGUUCAAGAUGGCGACUUGAUCUGGGUGCAUGAUUAUCACUUGAUGCUCCUUCCCGAGAUGCUGCGCGAGGAGAUCGGCCAGAGCAAGGAAAAUGUCAAGAUUGGCUUCUUCCUCCACACGCCCUUCCCUAGCAGCGAAAUCUACAGAAUCCUCCCAGUGCGGAACGAGUUGUUGCUCGGUGUUCUGCAUUGCGACCUGAUCGGGUUCCAUACCUACGACUACACUAGACACUUUUUGAGUGCUUGCUCGCGACUCUUGGGCUUAACAACUACACCUAAUGGGAUUGAGUUCCAGGGCAAGAUCAUUGCCUGCGGUGCCUUCCCUAUCGGCAUCGACCCGGAGAAGUUUGAAGAGGGGUUGAAGAAGGAGAAGGUCCAGAAACGCAUUGCGAUGCUGGAACAAAAGUUCCAGGGCGUGAAACUCAUGGUGGGUGUGGACCGCUUGGAUUACAUCAAGGGUGUCCCCCAAAAAUUGCAUGCCCUUGAGGUGUUCCUUAGCGAUCAUCCGGAGUGGGUUGGCAAGGUUGUCCUGGUCCAGGUUGCUGUUCCUAGUCGACAAGAUGUGGAAGAAUACCAGAACUUGAGAGCUGUUGUUAAUGAGUUGGUGGGCCGGAUUAACGGCAAAUUUGGCACCGUUGAAUUCAUGCCUAUCCACUUCCUGCACAAGUCUGUCAACUUUGACGAGCUAAUUGCUCUGUACGCGGUUUCCGACGCCUGCAUUGUUUCGUCGACCCGCGACGGAAUGAACCUCGUUGCCUAUGAGUACAUCGCCACACAGAAGAAGCGUCAUGGUGUCUUGGUGCUUUCCGAGUUCGCGGGUGCCGCUCAGAGCCUGAACGGCAGUAUCAUUAUCAACCCCUGGAACACCGAAGAGCUGGCGGGUGCUUAUCAGGAAGCGGUAACCAUGAGCGACGAGCAGAGGGCCCUCAACUUCUCCAAGCUCGACAAAUAUGUCAAUAAAUAUACAAGUGCUUUCUGGGGCCAGUCCUUCGUGACCGAACUGACUCGCAUCUCGGAGCAUUCGGCGGAGAAGUUCCAUGCUAAGAAGGCUUCUUUCAGCGACAACAACUCCGAGAACGGAGAACGUUCUAACGGUGUAGAUACCCCGGACCAGGAGCAAGUGGCACAGUGA
This is a messenger RNA of Aspergillus tubingensis, 1554 nucleotides long. Its product is annotated as glycosyltransferase family 20 protein. The record is from RefSeq and is a predicted model, not a curated record. Gene Ontology annotation, biological process: cellular response to heat; trehalose biosynthetic process. Bases 1 to 1554 code for a protein of 517 amino acids. The transcript is spliced from 5 exons. Gene Ontology annotation, cellular component: cytosol; alpha,alpha-trehalose-phosphate synthase complex (UDP-forming). Gene Ontology annotation, molecular function: alpha,alpha-trehalose-phosphate synthase (UDP-forming) activity. NCBI's taxonomy places the organism in Eukaryota, Fungi, Ascomycota, Eurotiomycetes, Eurotiales, Aspergillaceae.